Messenger RNA from Toxoplasma gondii ME49, 3356 nucleotides. RefSeq lists its product as hypothetical. NCBI's taxonomy places the organism in Eukaryota, Apicomplexa, Conoidasida, Eucoccidiorida, Sarcocystidae. The coding region runs from base 610 to 2964 and encodes 784 amino acids. The transcript has 2 exons. The record is from RefSeq and is a predicted model, not a curated record.
GUUGACCUGUCUCCCUUUUUCGCCAUUCUUUUUGCUUACAGUUCGAACACUGACUUCUAGUCUAGCGUUCUGCCACAGAAGCGCUUUUUCAGUACCUAAUUGCGUCAUGUCUACACUCGCCGCCAACGGGUAACAAUUUGUUCCGUCUCCUGGCACCGAAAUUCUAUGCUCCUCGGUCUGAGUCGCUUUGCAGUCCCAGUAGCAUGUCACGUCUGCCACCGAACGACGGCAACUCAGUGCUGCACAUGACUCGGAUAUGUUGACACUGUCUGAGCGAUUUGCCGGCGAACAUCCCGGUGUAGUCAAACAAGAAAACGCCGUCCCUCGUCUCGCGCUGCCUCAGAAACAUUCUCUGUGUUCGGUCUUGAAAUGACCGGUCUCUCAGUCCGCACAAAGCGUGGAUGCGUUCGACCAAGCUGCGAAAGCACUGUUGGGUGUGGGGUGACCAACUGGGAACUGUCAACUUUCCGUGCCACUGCACGUGCGCUGUUCAGUGCCAAAGGGGAAUGCCGCGAGCCUUUGCCGACGUUUCGCUGAUUGGUGGAGCGGCUCGGGGUAACUCCGUCCUGCCUUUUCGCCUAUUCGUGUUGCGUCGCUGCCCUCGCUCAAAUGGUAACUGGCGGAAUAUGGCGUCCCGACUCCCUCCCGCUUUACAGCCGAAGCGGCGUCAGCUCGGGCAACGCGAGUGGCUCUCUUCCCAACUACAGCCGCAAGUCCAGCUCAAGUGCGGAUGGUACCCAGCAGAAACUGAACAGCUCUCGCGGUGGACAACCCACGAGGAAAAGGGGGAAGCGACGGAGGCGGCUAAGCCGAACAGGCCGCUUCGUUGUUGUGAUCUUACUGCUGCUCGUCUGCCUUUGGCUGGUGGUUUUGUGGAGGUGGAUGGCAGUUCCAGCCACAUCUUCCCAGUCUGGAGACUUGCACGUCGUGCUAGACCAGCAAUCCGCUGGAGCUAGGGAGCCGGUGCCUCCUGUCUCAAGUGACGAGGCACCUGUGGUGGAUAAACCGGACAACGAAGGCGAUCCUCAGAGCCGUGCAGAACGAGGCAUCGAUGAGAAGGUACCGACGGUUCACAAAACUUCAGUUGUCAAGCCCGAGGUAGUCGCUCCUGCUGCAGGCGGGCAGGCAGCGGUCGGGUCGCCUGCUGCACCCAGUGCUAGCACCACCUCGAGUUCGUCGCCUUCUCCAGGUUCGCAAGAGGCCUCCGCGUCCCAAGAAGCGGUAGACGGGGAACCAGGCGCGACAGAAGAGACGAAGGAAUCGUCGCACAAAGACAGCGUCCCUCCACAAAGCACGCCGGACAUGUCUCAGACGCCUCCUUCCGUGAGUGAGCUGAAAGACACGGAGACAGCGACACCGAAACCGAGUGUCGCUUCAAGCGUCCCUGCGCCUGAGAGUACCUUCGCGACCGAAAGCCCUCUAUCGGGGGAGCAGCAGGGAGCUCCGAAGAGUGACUUAGAAGCGCAUGCACCAACUCUACCGGAAUCGUCGGAUCUCUCAACUGCGAGUGAGUCCAAGGUGAAAAGCCGGGUAUCUCCUUUGGAAACGUCACCGGAGCAGAAGCCAGCGAGUCGUGUGGAAAACCGGGAGAGUCAGAAGGGUAUGAGCGAUGCGGCUGAAGGCGACCAACGAAGGAAGGUGGACACCGAGGGCGCAGGCGCAGUCGAACACGGCGUCCCAGUCAAAGACGCACACUCCGAAGCAGAGGGGAACAGACAGAAGGAGAUACGAGAGGCUGCAGGAGUGCGAGCGCGGCAAGUGGACAACCGGGCGCUAGCGUCGGAGAGGAGGGAACAACUUGUGAUGGCCUCCGAACCGGCUGUUGGAGCAGGCGCUUCAAGGCAAGCGAGGAAGGGAAGGGACGCAGGUCAAGAAAAAAGAGCCGCGGCGCAUGCACGCGAGUUCCGGGUUGAGAGAGUGCAUGCUGAAGAACACGCUUCCCGUCGAGCGGCGUCAUUGACUGCCGCCCGGCGUGAACCGCAAGUGUCAGGGGUCCAUCCUCAAGCCAGCGAACGCGCAGUGAGAGCUGCGAAGGCGGACCAUUGGGGACUCGGACAACUCGAUCAAUUCUCGGAGGAAGAAAGUGACGAAGAUUUGAUCCCGGAGUGGCCGCGUCCUUCAGAUCCCCGAGGCUUAGUGCCAGAGGGCCCUGGGCUGGGAGACGCACGUCACGACUCGUACAGAAUGCAGCCUAAGGGAAGAGUGGAUGAGGUCCCGCAGAGGCGCUGGUCCCCGGUUUUCUCAGAGGAGAGAGAGUCUAUCGCUGCGUCCGAGCUGAAGCGCGCGCCGUCCCGGGGGGCGCCCUUCGUAGGCAUCCGUGGCCGCAACCCAGUGGGGGGCGUUCUAACAGAAGGUGCCUUCGGGGGUGCACGACAGGGGCGACACGAGCGUUUUGCAGCUCCAGGGAUGGUCUUGCCGAACACUCCGCAUUCUAACGGAGGCCGGCCCUUCAAUGAGUGGGAGCCGCAGGGUGUCUAUGGAGUCGGAGCGCAGAGGCGGUUCCAUGAGAACUACGGACCGGAAGCGACACCCAAGCGACUCGAGUUCAGGGUACCAACAGUCAGGCCCGGUUUUGUGCGCGGCGAAGUGGCGGACGCAGAGGCUGUGAAUCGGGCGACAGCGCAUGCGUUUUGGGCUGCGCAAAACCCUCAGAAUGCCGGGGUUGUCCGAAGAGAACGCCCUUGGGUCGAUGAGGGUCUGUCCACACCUAACAAGGCGCCGUUCUACGCUCACGACAGGAGCCACUUCCCAGUCGAAGAGGAAGAAAGCGACAGUGAACCGUCGAGGCAAGGGGAAAUGGCGCUGCCAGUCGCCACCCGAGCGCCCGAGCGCACUAACUUCGAGCCCCCUGUUCAACAAAGAGAGGCAGCUCCGCAGGCUCUCGAAGGGGCAGAACGGCCAGGGAAACACAGGUCACGGCAGGGGGAAGGCAACCUCAAAGGUCACGUGUGGGGGUGGAAGUAAGGCGGUUAAAAGAACAGAUCCUUCCCAAUCUCGGUGGUGCCUGAAGCGGCGCCGGAGACUCCGAAAAGGUGGAGUGAGCAGCUGUAGACGAGUGCAAGUGGUUCCCCGUCAGACGCUACAGCAGAAGGGCUGUGGUUCUUAUUUUUGUUGGGACGUAGUUUACAGUGAUCUACAGAGCUCGUACGCUGAAUUAUAAAACAGUCUAUCCCCCUACGCACGUGCGGAGGGUUCACCGAGACUGACCGCGUCCUGUAUUUGUGAAGUGGAUUCCUUAACGUGCCCAAUGGAGGAGGGUGAUUCCUGAGUCCCGAUUCUAUGGAAUAGGAAUUUUUGUUCCCACAGGCAUUUUGGGAGUCGUGUGACAUACUGGAGUUAAUGCACUAUGAGCCGCC